Oncorhynchus masou masou (cherry salmon) is the source of this 617-nucleotide messenger RNA. RefSeq names its product H(+)/Cl(-) exchange transporter 7-like. The transcript has 6 exons. The annotation marks the transcript as partial. Gene Ontology annotation, cellular component: intracellular membrane-bounded organelle; lysosomal membrane. Lineage: Eukaryota; Metazoa; Chordata; Actinopteri; Salmoniformes; Salmonidae. Gene Ontology annotation, molecular function: voltage-gated chloride channel activity. The record is from RefSeq and is a predicted model, not a curated record. Gene Ontology annotation, biological process: chloride transport.
AUGGCCAAUAUCACGAAGAAAGUGUCGUGGUCGAGCCGGGGUGACGAGUCCGGUGGCGGCGAGAGAACCCCACUUCUCAACGGCUCCGAAGAAGUCCGGUACACCAGACAGGUGUCCGGGGACGGUGGGAUGUUUCACAUCGGCAGACUGAGCACUGUGGAUCUGGAGGAGGACAUGACGUCAGACGAGGACUCAGUGAGGGGCUGUCCCAAGGAGAUCCCUCACAACGAGAAGCUGCUGUCACUCAAAUACGAGAGUCUGGACUAUGACAACAGUGAGAAUCAGCUGUUUCUGGAGGAGGAGAGACGGAUGAGCUUCUUAGGGUUCAAGUGUUUGGAGAUCAGUCGGUGGGUGAUCUGUGGUCUGAUUGGCUUCCUGACUGGACUCAUAGCCUGCUGCAUAGAUAUCGCCGUGGAGAACCUGGCUGGGGUCAAGUACUACGUUGUCAAACAGAACAUCGAGAAGUUUACGGAGGUGGGAGGUCUCUCCAUCUCCCUCAUCCUCUGGGCUGUGCUGAACUCGGCCUUCGUCAUGGUGGGCGCUGUUAUUGUGGCGUUCUUCGAGGUAAGAGGGAGAUGGGGAAUGUGUGUGUGCAUCGAAGAGGAAGGAGUGUGUUU